AUGGAGUUGAUCCAGCCAUAUGCAAACAACCAUCACAACCCUAGCGGCCCAGGAGAUGGCCGUCCAACAGCUCUCCACAUUGUGGAAGACCAACAGCUCGUCGGCAAAUGGGCUGGUAGAGUGGCAUUGGUGACUGGCUGCUCACCUGGUAGUAUCGGAGCUGAAAUUGCUAGAGCAAUUCAUGCCACAGGAGCCGACGUGUACAUCACUACACGAGAUACAACAAGAGUGUUUGCCACUGCUCAGAGUAUCCUUGCGGAUGGGAAUCCUGGAAAGGUGGAAGUUAUUCAGCUUGAUCUGACCUCUCUCGAAAGUGUUCGAAACGCAGCUCAGACAUUCCUGGGGAAGUCCCAAUCUUUACAUCUCCUUGUUAACAACGCGGACAUUCUUUGGUGCCCUAAGCAGAUAACAGGAGAGGGCGUGGAUACUCAUUUUGCCGCCAACUACCUGGGCCACUUCUUGCUCUUUCAACUUUUGAAAGCAUCACUAUUGGCCUCGACAAGAGACUUUGACGUGCGCGUCGUUAAUGUGGCCUCGGUUGCCUAUCGUCUGGGAACUUAUGAUCUGGACGAUCUCGCUUUCAAGAAUCGACCAUACGAAACUUCCACUGCCUACGCGGCAUCGAAACUUGCCACUGUACAUUUCGCCAACGAGAUCGAAAGACGAUACGGCGCCCAGAGCCUGCACGCAUUCAGUGUGGACCCAGGAAUUACGGCCACCCCAUUAACGAAGGAUACCCCUGAGAUUGUCUCGAUGAUGGAGAAAUACGGUGCUGGCAAUCUGCGAAAGUCCCCAGAGCAGGGUGCUGCUACUCCAAUGUGGGCUGCGGUGGCACACGAGUUGAAGGGAAAGGGAGGGCAGUAUUUAGAACAUUGUGGUGAGACUGAGCUGUGCACGGGUGGUGGUUUUCUUGCCACUGGAUAUGGGGAGAAUGCUUACGACCAGGACAGAGAGCAGGAGCUGUGGAUCAAAAGUUUGAAGCUUGUAGGCAUAGAUGAAGAUAAGUAA
Molecule: messenger RNA, 1008 nt
Organism: Fusarium vanettenii 77-13-4
Lineage: Eukaryota; Fungi; Ascomycota; Sordariomycetes; Hypocreales; Nectriaceae
Exons: 3
Coding region: 1-1008 (335 amino acids)
Source: RefSeq, a predicted model, not a curated record